AGGAGCACGUCGUGGCCCCGACUAGUACUCACUUCCAGAAGUAUCAAAUCUUCUCGUACCUGUUUCGCUUCUCUUUCAAUCAUUUACUAUCGUAUUCGCCCGAGCAAAGUUUACAUUUAGAACUAGAACUGGAACAAGUUCAACGAUUUUGUAGAAGAACAAAAAGCAACUAGGUGUAGGUUUUCAUUUUCCAGCUUCUUCUUUUCCAAAAAAAAAAGCAAAACAUCAAAAUGACUGUUUCUCCUCGCCGAAACAAGAAGAACCACUUCGGCGCUGCGAGCACGCUUGUCGCCUCGUGCAGCUUCUUGCAGCAGAGUCUACUACCUUUCGUGGAACAGCAGCACCGCUUUUUUUCCUACGGAUUGCAGCUGACCGCACACAAUAGUAAACAAAAAAGCCUCCACCUGCUGCACCAGAAGCGGCCCACUGCCAAGCAGCGCCCCUCUCACCCGCAGGGCAGCACGACAAGCGGUCCCCCUGUCAAGCCUCUGCCCUACAACCCUUCGGGCGGCGCAAGCGGUUCUCAAGGUCCCACGGAAGGAGAUGAUCAACACCAUGGAGCAGUUAGUUACUCCUUCCCCGACCCUGUCGACGUGCUCCGUCAGGUGCAGAAUUUGCCGGCCGGCAGUACUCCUGAGGAACAGGCCACAGUCUGUGCGAAUGUGAUGACCGUCCUUAUGAGUGUUUGA
Amoebophrya sp. A120 is the source of this 689-nucleotide messenger RNA. Lineage: Eukaryota; Dinophyceae; Syndiniales; Amoebophryaceae. The record is from the annotation of a GenBank genome assembly.